This is a messenger RNA of Raphanus sativus (radish), 606 nucleotides long. RefSeq lists its product as uncharacterized. Bases 1 to 606 code for a protein of 201 amino acids. The record is from RefSeq and is a predicted model, not a curated record. The transcript has 3 exons. Lineage: Eukaryota; Viridiplantae; Streptophyta; Magnoliopsida; Brassicales; Brassicaceae.
AUGCCUGAUUAUUAUGGAGUUCAGCACAACUGGCAUAAGAAGAGUAUAUUUUGGGAGUUGCCGUAUUGGAAGGAUCUUCUUUUGCGCCACAACCUAGAUGUGAUGCAUAUUGAGAAGAAUUUUUUUGAGAACAUCAUGAAUACAAUAUUGAAUGUUCCAGGGAAGACAAAAGACAAUCAAAAAUCGAGGUUGGACUUGCCUGAUAUUUGCUCAAGACCCGAGUUACAUAUAAAAAGCAAUGGACAAGUUCCUGUACCGGUAUUCAGAUUGUCUUCAGAACAAAAGUCGGUCUUGUUCAACUGGGUUGCAUCAGCAGUGAAGUUUCCUGAUGGGUAUGUUUCAAACCUCUCUAGAUGUGUUGAAAAGGGCCAAAAGUUCUCCGGGAUGAAGAGUCAUGAUUGUCAUGUCUUUAUGCAAAGACUACUUCCCUUUGCAUUUGCGGAGCUACUUCCAACAAAAGUACAUGAAGCACUUGCAGCCAUUGGAGCAUUUUUCAGGGACUUGAGCACUCGCACUCUUAAAGAGGAUGUCGUAGAACAACUUCACGAGAACAUUCCAAUCUUAUUGGAAAGGCAAAAAAACUCGCAAAGGUUGAAGGUUCUAUAA